Molecule: messenger RNA, 3618 nt
Organism: Thyridium curvatum
Lineage: Eukaryota; Fungi; Ascomycota; Sordariomycetes; Thyridiales; Thyridiaceae
Exons: 4
Coding region: 1-3618 (1205 amino acids)
Biological process (GO): DNA-templated transcription; regulation of DNA-templated transcription
Cellular component (GO): nucleus
Molecular function (GO): DNA-binding transcription factor activity, RNA polymerase II-specific; zinc ion binding; DNA binding
Source: RefSeq, a predicted model, not a curated record
AUGGAGACCUUUUCGCCGUCGUCCAUGUCGACGACAGCGACGACCAACAACCACCACCCUACCACCCACAGCUCGUCCCAGGCGAGACCGCCGGCCAAGCGCACCUCCAACACCUGCGUCACCUGCCGCGCCCGCAAGGUCCGGUGCGACGGCCGGCGCGACGUCUGCGCCAACUGCGAGCGCCUCGGCUUCUCGUGCUCCUACGACGACGGCGCCGGCCUCAACGGCGAGGGCCUCGCCGGCGACGGCGUGUCCCCCUUCACCCUGCCCCGGCGCCGCGUCCGCCAGGCCUGCCUCAACUGCCACUCGCGCAAGGCCCGGUGCAGCGGCACCACGCCAAAGUGCGACAGGUGCCGCGCGCAGGGCAUCGAGUGCGUCUACCGCCCCGGCAAGCGCGUGCGGGCGUCGGUGGCCUCGACACCCGGCGGCCUCAUGGUCGACACCGUCAUGAGCGAGGCCCCGCACGUCGGCGGCGGCAGAGACGACCACUUCUCCGACCACAGCCGCAGCAUGUCGUCGGGCCACCCGGACCACGCCAGCGCCACGAGUCCCAGCAACUUUGGCCGCGAGACCCCCGGCGCCGACGACAACAACAUCGAGGCCGUCGCCAUGCGCACCUUUGACAACUUCUUCCGCUACGUCCACCACAUCCCCAUGCUCUCCUUCCUCCACCGCGCCUCGCUGAUGCAGCGCUACCACGCCGGGCUCAUCGACCGGCCGCUCCUCCUCGCCAUGAUUGGCAUCACCGCGCUGCUGAGCGACCUCGGCCCGGGGACCAAGGAGCUGGGCCCCAAGUGCAUCGACCAGGCCGAGGCUCUGGUGCUCAAGGAGAUCGAGAGGCCCUCUACCCUGCGACUGCAGGCGCUGAUCCUGAUCAUCAAGCACCGCCUCCUGAGCACCCGCUUCUCCUCCGCCUUCAUGCUGCAGGCCAUCGCGUCCCGCUUCGCCGUGGCCCUGCGCCUCAACUACGAGAACCCGAAGCUCUGCUUCCUCGCCCAGGAGUCCCGCCGCCGGCUCAUGUGGUCGCUGUACAUGCUCGACACGGGCCUGUCCGGGGGCCUGGCCGACUUCAGCCUCUGGGCGUGGCGCUCCGACGCCAUCAAGAUCCAGCUGCCGUGCAACGAGCGCAACUUCGAGUACGACCUGCCCGAGACGACGGAGCCGCUCCAGCAGCCGGCGCCGGGCGCGGACGGCGUGCUGCCGCCGCUGCCCGACGACAUCGGCUUCCUGGCCCUGCACAUCCGCGUGCACCUGCUGCGCAACCGCAUCCUGCAGUACACCAAGGCCGUGGCCAGCCGCUGCACGCCCGCCGUCCUGGCCAAGGUGCCCACGCGCCUCGCCGAGCUGUCGGGCGAGCUCGAGGCCUUCAGCGCCCGCCUGCCCGUCAGCUUCCGCUGGUCCGACGCCAACGUCCGCCUGCGCACCUACUCGCCCCGGCUCUGCGUCUUCGUCAUGACGCACAUCUGGUGGCAGCAGUGCCACUGCGACCUGUACCGCGUCGCGCUGGCGGGCCUGCGCGAGGCCAUGCCCUCGGCCGCCAUCGACCAGCUCGAGAUGCAGCACCCCGGCUUCGCGGCCCACUGCCGCCAGAAGGUCUACGAGCACGCGCGCGAGAUGGCCGACAUGUUUGGCCUGCUGCUGACCCUCGACAACGGCGUGCCCGUCACCGACAUGGACCUGCCGGUCUGCCUGUACCAGUGCGUGCGCAUGCUCUUCUACACGCUGCAGCACAGCUCGGAGGGUCUGUUUGGCGUCACGACCGAGGGCGUCGUCGAGAUGGCCAAGGUGUGCGACAAGGUGCUGCGGCAGGUCGUCGUGACGCCCAUCACGAUGAAUAUUCGCGAGGACAUGGACAAGCUCCUCGCCAACGGGCCCCUCAACAACAACGUGACGGCGAGCCGGCCGCCCACGCCCAGCGCCGUGGUCAUGGACACCCCAGGCGGCCACCAGAGAGCCGCCUCGGCCCAGCCGCCGCCGGCCGUCCUGUCGCGCCACAGCGUGCUGAACAAGGUCAUCAUCGAGGACGACGCCAGCGCCAACCCGGGCCUGCCGUCGCCGACCCCGGCCACCGACUUCCCGGGGGGCGUGCAGGCCUUCUACCAGUCCCUCGAGACGCCCAUGCCCAUGCCCGCCAUGGCCCCGUCAUCAUACGGAGGGUUCGCCCCGACGGCGACGACAGCGACCCAUCACCCCGACCCGGCGACGGGUAUGGCUACUGGUGGCGUCUCCAAGGACGGGGUCCUGUCCAACGGCACGUCGGCCUCUCAGCAGAGCAAUGCCUUUGAGGGGGCGCUCGAGGGGCUCGACAUGACGCUCGAGCCGUUUGGGAUGGAGUCCCUGACGUGGUUCUCCAACGACUGGCUAAAUGGGGACUUCCCGCAGGCUGAUAUGUCGGCACCCUGCCACGAACGCCACAUUCAAGGACCGUCACCGCAGCAGGGGAGUCUCCUCGUUAGUGGCAGGAGCAGCAGCGCCAGGUCCAGCCUCUUCAUCAUCGGCAGCAGCCACCACAUCCUCUGGCACAGGCUCCGGCGUCUGCAGGACCCUGCCCUCCCGGUAGAUCCAGCCCACGCACAGGCCCCCGCCGGGCCCCAGGACGGCCGAGGCCAGGAUCGUGACCAGCGCGACCUCCCAGCACGUCUCGACGAAGAUCCAGUACAGCACGGUGAGCACGAUGAAGAACAUGUCGAUCUCGAUGAAGCGCACCGUCGCCCUCGUCAUCUCCCGCCUGUCGUCCCUCUGCGCGAGGCUCCAGAACCAGACGACGUACGACGCCACGGAGCAGAGGAUGGGCAGGGCGUAGACGGCCAGCAGCGACGGGCGGUGCGACUCGAGGUGCCACGUCCGGUGCUCCCUCGCGAGCGUCGUCAGCCCGAAGCGGAUGCCCUGCCGGAUGAGCGACACGUAGACGGGGAAGAAGAGCCAGACGAUGACCGCGGCGGGCGAGUCGAGCACGAGCAUGAGCACCGACGGCAGGAUGAACCCGACGGCCACGGCGAUGGGGAUGGCCGCGACCUCGGCCGCCGCCGAGAGGUGGCGCAUGGCCUCGCCGACGUCCGGGUGGGAAGCGGGUGCCAGCGUGCGGUCCGUCGCCGCGCGCGCGGCGAUGAUCUGCUUGGACCGCAGGAAGAAUGCCGGGAUGAUGACGAGCUCCCAGACGAGCGCGCCGCCGACGAGGUUGAACACGAGCCAGGGCCCUGUCGGGUAGGCGAUGAGCACGGCGGGCCCGUUGCAGACGCGCGCGGCCUCGACGGUGCUGACGGUCAGCAGGCCCGCGACGAAGGAGAGCACGACGCCGAGCGCGGCCGCCGAGCGCACCGAGGCGGCGGCCUCCUGGAAGAAGCUGACGAGGAAGCACGAGGGCCCGCCGAGGACGGGCACCCGGCUGAGCCAGUGCAGGCGCGAGCGGGCGUGGCACUGCGAGUAGAGCAUGGCCACGUUGACGUCCGAGUGGACGAAGAGCAGCAGGGCCGUGGCGACGGCGAGCAGUACCGGCACGAUGAGGAGGAAGCGGUACGAGAAGGUCUGCACGGGGCUGGGCCGUUGCCGCCUGGUGCUCCUGGUGCCGCCGCCGCCGCCGCCGGAUGCCGCGGCAGCCUGAAGUAUCUAACUACCUAG